Vespula pensylvanica (western yellowjacket) is the source of this 1651-nucleotide messenger RNA. RefSeq names its product actin-related protein 2/3 complex subunit 1A-A (gene Arpc1). Bases 455 to 1561 code for a protein of 368 amino acids. The record is from RefSeq and is a predicted model, not a curated record. Gene Ontology annotation, cellular component: actin cytoskeleton; Arp2/3 protein complex. Lineage: Eukaryota; Metazoa; Arthropoda; Insecta; Hymenoptera; Vespidae. The transcript has 6 exons. Gene Ontology annotation, biological process: Arp2/3 complex-mediated actin nucleation. Gene Ontology annotation, molecular function: actin filament binding.
GAAAAAUUAUUUUUUUAUUGGUCGCUUAUAUAUGUACAAAAUUAUACAUUUAUGUCUUACAUAGGUUAAUAUUCAACUGGUAUAUUUAUAGGUUAUUACGACUUCUUAGAUUGGCAGUACUGUCGGAAACUAUUCUGAAGAUUUCUGCAUCAUCUUUAGAAAAGGAAAGGAGGUUGACGGCUGUUUAUGAUAAGUUUUUUUUAUAUUGAGAAGAAAUUCAUAUAUUGUGUUUGUGCAUGGAAAAACAAGUUCAUUUUGCGAUUAUCUAUCAGAAUAGAUUUGUAUUAUGCUAGGAAUAAUGUCUUAUAAAAAUUGAAUCAUUAUCAUUUUAGUAUUGACCGCACCCCGCUGACGUUUUUCGUUAAAUUGUACGGAUAUAUUGUAUUAUAUUAUAUUUAUUACUUAUAUCAACUUAUAUAUAGGUACAUAUAUAUACAUACAUAGUAUUAAAAAAAUGACAGUGGUGCAUAAUCUGGGUGUUGAUGUUAUAAGUUAUCAUGCUUGGAACAAAGACAGAACAGAAGUAGCAGUAUGUCCAAAUAAUAAUGAAAUUCAAAUUUACAAGCAUUCUUCUUCAGGAUGGAAAUUACUUGAUACAUUACAAGAACAUGAUAUGCAUAUUAUGGGUGUAGAUUGGGCGCCUCGUACUAAUCGCAUUGUUACCUGUUCAGCAGAUAAGAAUGCAUAUGUUUGGACACAAGGGAAAGAUGGGAAAUGGAAUCCUGCUUGGGUUUUAUUAAGAAUAAAUCGGGCAGCCACUUGUGUAAAAUGGUCUCCUUUAGAAAAUAAAUUUGCUGUUGGUUCUGGAGGCAGGGUAAUAGCAGUUUGUUACUUUGUAUCAGAAAAUAAUUGGUGGCUCUGUAAACACAUAAAGCGUCCUUUAAGAUCAACUGUAACAACAGUUGAUUGGCAUCCAGAUAAUAAAGUUUUGGUUGCUGGAUCAACGGAUUAUAAAGUUCGAGUAUUCAGUGCUUUCAUUAGUGAUAUGGAAGAUGCACCAGGAACGUGUGCUUGGGGAACAAGUAAUACAUUGGGCACAUUGCUUGCCGAAUUCCCUAAUACAAAUAAUGGAGGUGGUUGGAUACAUUCGGUUGCAUUUAGCCAAUGUGGCAAUAAAAUUUGCUGGGUAGCACAUAAUUCGUCUAUAUGCGUCGCAGACGCUACAAGGGGCAAUGUAGUUUAUAGGCUUUAUACCGAACAUUUACCAUUUUUAAGCUGCAUUUGGGUGGGUCCCAAUUCCAUUGUGGCCACGGGACACAGUUGUAUGCCCAUGUUAUAUUCUGUGGAUGACAAUGGACAAAUUUAUUUUGUAUCGAAAUUAGAUAAUAUGCAAAAAAAAGAAACUGCUGGAUUGUCUGCCAUGAGAAAAUUCCAGUCCUUAGAUCGUCAAGCACGAAAUGAUUCUAAUGACAAUGCAUUAGAUAGCAUUCAUCAAAACACGAUUAACUGUGUUCGUCAAGUAUCAGAUAAUGAAUUUAGUACAAGUAGCCUAGAUGGCCAGUUGGUUAUUUGGGAUUUGAAGUCUUUGGAAAAUUCCAUUGCUGGACUGAAGAUAGUUUAAGGAAUCCUUUUUUUUACAAAACCAAGGUUAAAGCUAUAUGAAAUUGAAGAGUGUAUAAUAUUGAAAUAAAUCGUACAUUAAUCCUGCUAA